Molecule: messenger RNA, 1649 nt
Organism: Protobothrops mucrosquamatus (brown spotted pit viper)
Lineage: Eukaryota; Metazoa; Chordata; Lepidosauria; Squamata; Viperidae
Gene: MED27
Product: mediator complex subunit 27
Exons: 8
Coding region: 9-947 (312 amino acids)
Biological process (GO): regulation of transcription by RNA polymerase II
Cellular component (GO): mediator complex
Molecular function (GO): transcription coactivator activity
Source: RefSeq, a predicted model, not a curated record
GGAGCAAGAUGGCGGACGGGGUGCUGAGCGCCGGCGUGAACCUGGAGGCCUUCGCGCAGGCCAUAGCCGCCAUCCAGGCGCUGCGCUCGAGCGUGACGCGGGUCUUCGACUGCCUCAAGGACGGCCGGCGGCACAAGGAGGCCGUGGAAGGCCGCGAGAAGGGCUUCCUCGCCAGCUUCCAGGAGAGCCUCCAUUCCGUCAGCCGGGACUUGGGUGAGUUGGAACGCUUGAGUAACCUCGUGGGCAAACCGUCCGAAAACCAUCCCCUCCACAACAGCGGACUCUUGAGUCUCGAUCCUGUCCAAGACAAAACGCCCCUUUACAGCCAGCUGCUCCAGGCCUAUAAAUGGUCGAAUAAGCUACAGUAUCACACGGGCCUGGCCUCUAGUCUUCUGAAUCAGCAGUCUUUGAAGCGGUCAGCCAAUCAAAUGGGAGUUUCUGCCAAGCGAAGGCCGAAGGCUCAGCCCACCACCUUGGUGUUACCCCCUCACUACGUGGACGACGUGAUCAACCGCAUUGACCGAAUGUUUGCCGAGAUGUCUAUCCAGCUGUCUCGGCCCAACGGGACUUCGGCCAUGUUGUUGGUAACUUUGGGAAAGGUGUUAAAAGUGAUCGUGGUGAUGAGAAGCCUGUUCAUCGACCGGACCAUCGUCAAAGGUUUCCAUGAAAAUGUCUACACGGAAGACGGCAAGCUUGAUAUAUGGUCGAAGUCCAGCUAUCAGGUCUUCCAGAAGGUGACGGAUCACGCAACCACAGCCCUGUUGCAUUACCAGCUCCCACAGAUGCCUGAUGUGGUUGUCCGGUCCUUUAUGACCUGGCUGAGAAGUUACAUCAAGCUGUUCCAAGCUCCGUGCCAACGUUGUGGGAAAUUCCUGCAGGAUGGCCUCCCCCCAACCUGGAGGGAUUUUCGGACCUUAGAAGCCUUCCAUGACACCUGUCGCCAAUAAGCCAACCUAGAAGCCAACAAGAACAUCUGGAAGUAGAAGAUGGAUCUGAAGAAACUCAAGACAGAAGUCAACCUUCCGUAGAGCUAUGAGUUCUGAUUUCUCCUUGACCGAGAUCAAUAUUUCCAUAAAGGUCAGAAGGGUUAAAUGCAGCUUUGGGCGGCCCAUCAUGACCGGUUCCAUGAUAAUGACCUUGUUCAACCAAGAAUUGAGAAGUCCAUCUCUCAAAACUCAACCUCGUGGCUUGAUAUGAAUUCCUGGAUGGCUUUCAAGAAGAUCUAAGCUGGCCCCCGAACGAGUCUGCCCUUGAACAUCUGCUGAUAUGAAUAAAAACUCAUCCUUUCACUCUUCAUUUCUUUUUAUUUUUCUGUCCCUUUUCUACAGUUAUUUUUGGGGGGUUUUUUUCCACCCCACUUUCCAUCUUAAUAUUAUGAUUGAAGAUCAGGACCUGGUGCUUCAAAAGGAAUCUCAUUUACUUACUUUCAGAAAGGGUAGGUGUUCUCCAUGCUUUCUGAAACCUGUUCCUCACCUUCUCAAGAUCUCUCCUGGAUCCAGUCUUGGUCCUCACCUUCUCAAGAUCUCUCCUGGAUCCAGUCUUGGGACCAAACGAUCCCCAGUGAAAAGACUCCAUGAACCGUCCUUUUACAUUUGUCUUAUGUAUUAUUUCGCCUGCAAACUCAAGCUAGACAAAUGGAUCAAACUCUU